Trichoplusia ni (cabbage looper) is the source of this 3338-nucleotide messenger RNA. RefSeq lists its product as uncharacterized. The record is from RefSeq and is a predicted model, not a curated record. NCBI's taxonomy places the organism in Eukaryota, Metazoa, Arthropoda, Insecta, Lepidoptera, Noctuidae. The transcript has 2 exons. The coding region runs from base 100 to 3117 and encodes 1005 amino acids.
GCGGGAAUUUUGUAAGAAUUGGCGGAAUAUAACCUAAAUAUCUACAAGCAUUAGUCAUAAAGAAAGGCGCGAAAACUUGAUUACAUUCCAGGUUGAAAUAUGAAUAUGAGUGAGCAUCGGGCCGCAAAUAUGAAUACCAGUACUAAUGUUGCAGGAAAUGCAAAUACCAUCGUGAACUGCAUGAGAGAUUUGAGCGAAGCUAUUGAAAAAGGUAUCUUCGAAGAUGUAGUAAAGAAUGUAGAUUUACUUCACAGCCAUGUAUCGUUGGAUACAGACAUGCACCAAAUUGGGGAGAUUCAUACGACACAGCUUGAUUUGAUUAUUUCCGCGUGUAAACACAAUCGCGCAGUUAUACUGUGUUAUCUGUUGAAUGAAACUGAUAUCUUGGAGUACCUGCCUGAGAGAGGCCUGUCUGAGGAGCAGCUGAAUCAGAAGAGGACGAUCGCGAUGACGCACGCGAUGUGCUCGAAUGACUUCAACCUGCCGGAAAUGCUUUACGACUACUGGUGCGGAGACACGUACUGGUCCGGCCACAAGGACGCGGACUACGUCCUCAGUAAUAUGGAAACACUUGGCAUUCUACUCAAAAACGCCUACGGUCUCUGUAAAGGCCGAUUGAUACGAGAACAAAAAAUGCUAACAGAUGUACACAGCCUGAUAACGUUUAAUGAGUUCCAAUGCAAACUUUACACCACUGUACACAAAUUAAAGCCCAAACCGAAUCGUGCACUUGGUAUCAAAGAAAAGGGUAAGUCAGUCGGGACUCUGCUGUAUAAAGUUUUACGAACUUAUGAUUGUUAUUCCAAUAUAGAUAAAGUAAGAAUAAAAAGUAGAAUAACGGAAAAAGAAAUGGAAAUCCAAGCCACAAUUGAAGACAAGGAGAGUAUAUUCGGAAAAAUGUUGCAAUACACCAUGUAUGAAUUGUACUUCCGUAAAAUGGAUUUAUGUGUGUCCUUAAUAAUUUUGGAGAAUUUAACCGUACUGAGAUACCAUCUUAGGAAACGUUUCGUAGUGACGAAUAAACCUAGUACGAAGAACAAUCAAUACAUACGCUUGGCAAAGUUAUACGAAGAUAUUGAAAGUGUACUGUAUCAUUUCCUGUACCGAACCAGUGAAGACUGGCGACUCUAUUUAUCGCCGAAUAGACAGCUUGCAGUGAAAGAAAACCGUCUUGGUAUUCAUGAUGGACAAUUAUGUACCCUAAACCUUCGGUAUGAUGAGGAGAAAGUUUAUAAUUCUCCAGUUCUGUAUCUGGAACGAAAAUAUUUCAAAAAACAUCUAAAGUAUUUAAAACGAAUACUGAUUAAGCAUGUGAUGUGCAAAGCUCCACAAAACUUGAUCACAAAUCAAGUAACUGCACAAAGAAAGAAAAAAUCUUCAGUAAAGGAAAAGGAAUUGCUGGAUGAUAACUAUUUGAAGCCAAUGUGUUACUUACGUGACAAUUAUUCGUUACAAAAAAUUGUAUAUUAUAUUAAAGUCGUACAGAAUAGUAAAGUCGUGAAUGUAUUGAUGAUAGAACGAACCCUCCAAGUUAUUGGGGAAAUGAUGAAAAGCUCGGAGGCAGGCGUCAGUCAGGCAUCUGAACAUGUGUCGAAUGCGACUAAAGCACUGCUGCAAAUAGAAUUGUCUAAAGAAACGUUAAAACGUUUUAAUAAUAUAAGAUUAUAUUUGUCAAAGGUGGGCCAAGGUCAACUCAGUAGGAGAAUCUCAGUCACCAACGGGCAUGAUCAGACGUUUAUAAACGUACGAAAUGACUUACUAAAAGUAUUUGAAGGUAUAAAACCAAUUCUUGAUAUUUACAAACAUAUACUCGACAAGGCCUUUCUUGACAAAGGUUUAGAUUUUCUUAAUGAAAGAAAUUAUCAGUUACCAUGUGCUGCUAAAGAUCGGAUAAAUGAUAUUAUCGAUCGUUAUAAUGACCACGGUAGUGACUUCGAAGAUGAAUAUAACCAAGAAGUGUGGCGCCACACUGGCCUCUCCAGAGACCUUCUAUCUGAAAUACCUUUGGUCUCUAACAACAUAAACCGCUUGGUAAAGCGAAGAGAGUUAUCUACAGAACUGAUUACAAAUCGUGCUAUACUUAUUUUACCAAAACACAUUCAAAACAUUAAACUCAUUUUACGAAAGGUAGAAGUAAAUUACGACCACAUCCAGAAAGUCAAAAUAGAUUUAAAACAAUUUAAAGUCAAAAAACUACCUGAUUGGCCAACAAAAUCAGAAGUAGUUGAUGUCCGUGGUAAAUUAGUAAAAUAUAUGGAGUCCAUUAAACAAGUUGAUCAACCUUUAUUGGAUAGGAUGGAUCAGAUACAAGACUUAACCAUUGAUUGGAAGUGUGUUAAAAAUGCGCUCAUGUUUUUUCUAUACGAGACAGAUAAGUUUUCAGCUCAAAGAGUGGAAUUUGAUGAUAAAGUUAAAUAUAGUGAUCCUGACCAAUCGGCAGUAAAUAUCAUGGACAAAAUAUUAGAUGAGAUGGAACGGAUCUGCGGGACAUCGCAGCAACCAGCUGUGCAAAAUCAUAAGUUUGACGGAAUAGAAGAUUUGGAUGCAAACUUAUACAUCGAAAUAGACAUCUCCACGGAGACGACUAGAACGAUACGAGACAAAUGGAUAAGAUGUUUGAUAACAAGAAUAGAUCAGUUGACGAAGUUAUUGGACUACCCGAAUAGGACGUUGAGUCAGUGUCAGCUGAGGUUCAAGCGGGACCACGAGUUUCACGUUAUGGUCGAAAUGCUCCUCGCUGACAUUGCCAAUGUUUUGUGCAAGUGUAACGUUUGGUUGAUGCGGAAGACGAGCAAGAUGCUAACAGGGAUCGACCUCGGGAAUGUCCUGGAUCACGGGAACCCGUUCCUGGACGUGAUCAGCGACAUCUUCGACUCUCGCGACUACUCCACUGAACUGUUGAAAAAAGCUUUCAUGUUUGCUAAAGACGGAGAUGCUAUAAAAGCUCUCUAUAAAUUGUUUUUGGACGAUAUUAGUUUUGAAACAAUUAGAAAUGAUGAUAGGCGAGCGUUAACCGAUGAACAGAAGAAGAAUUUAGAUGUUUUGAAGAAUUCAGGCAACUUUGACGAGUUGAGUAAACUUUUUCCACGGGCAGUAGCGAAUACAGGGCACCCUUGAUGACCGACGUAGCGAAAAAUAAGCAAAUUUUAAUAAUAAUAUAAUAAUUCAAAAUAUUUUAAUUUAAAACAAUUUUGCAUAAUUGACAUGAAAUGUAUGUAAUACAUAGUUUAAGCGAAAUUAUCAAUUUUUGGACUGAUUUUAGACCUGAAUUUAUACGCAAGAUAAGCGCAAAAUAGGCGCAACGAAUAUUUUAAAUAGUGAUGGAAUAUUUUUAUCCU